Messenger RNA from Paramecium tetraurelia, 1857 nucleotides. RefSeq lists its product as uncharacterized. The transcript has 3 exons. Lineage: Eukaryota; Ciliophora; Oligohymenophorea; Peniculida; Parameciidae. Gene Ontology annotation, molecular function: zinc ion binding. The record is from RefSeq and is a predicted model, not a curated record.
AUGAAUUCAGAAUUAUUCGCUUGUUAAUUUUGUAAGGAAUAUUUCUCCAUUCAAAGAGAGCCUUUUCUUUUGCCUGAUUGUGGUCACAGUGUAUGUGCAGAGUGUCUAACAGCUAAAUUAAAAAAUGGAAAUUAAUUUGUCUGCAAAGAAGAUGGUGUACAAGUAACUAGAAAUUAAAUGAAUGAAUUCCCAAAAAACUUUGCUUUGCUAUAGAUAAUCAAAAAUAGGCCAACCAAUAGAAAAAUUGUAAUGAACAAUUCUCCAAAAUAAUUAGAAAAUGAAUAGGAUUCUGAUAGAUGCAAGAAACACGGAGAAAAGAUGGAUGUUGUUUGUGUUGAUCAUCGUGUUAGAAUUUGUGCAAAAUGUGCAUUAUUUGGAGAUCAUGCAGAUCAUAAAGUAGUUAAUUUGGAGGAUGCGUUAAAAAAAAUUAUUAGAAGAAUUGAUGAAUUGAAGGAUAUGUCAGAAAGACUCGAUGUGACUACAAAUGAAACCUUUGAAAUGUCCCAAUAUUUUAACAAAAUAGAAUUGCAUUUUUAAUCCAAUUUAGACAUAUAGAUUAAGCAAGUCAAUUAAUUUUUUGAUGAAUUAUCAUAAAUAUUAGAUAACAAGAGAAAUAAAAUAAUAGCGGAAUGUAAGGAUAAGAUCAUUCAUUCCCAGGAACUUUAUAAUAAAUAUAUUAAGGAAGCAUUUAUUGAUGUUCAAAGAAAAGUUGAAUUAUGGAGAAUGACGAGUAAAGAUAGAAUUCAUUACUAUGAGGAACAAUAGAAGGCUAAUUCUAUUCCUUUUGAAUUGAUAUCUAUUUCCUCAACAAAUGAAUUGAUGCUGAUCGGCGCCUAAUAUUUAAAAGAAUUAGAAUCUACAAAACAGUAAAUACUACUUAAGAUCGACGAACCAUCUUAUAGAGAAAUUCAUCUGGAACUUAAAAGCGAUUUAGAGUAAUUCAUAAACACUUAUUUGAUUGUGUAUUAAAAGGAUCCUUAAUUCAAAUUAGAAAACUCAUUAUCAAGACUUGAAUCAAUUACUGAAUGUUCUCUCCUUAAAGAUAUUAAUAGUUCUAUUAUUUAAGAUCCUUUGAACUAAAAUUAGAUGGAAUAAUGGAUCAAACAAUAUUAGGAGAAUUAAUAGCAAAAAUAAUUAAAUCAAUAAUACAUAUUUUAAUAACAGUAAUAGUAAUAAUAAUAGUAAUAAUUUCUAUAUGCAUAAUAGUAAUUAUAAUAAUAAUAACAACCCUAAAAUUAACCUUUCUAAUAAUAGUUAUCAUAUUCGAAUCAUUAACGAACUGAUCAACCUUUGACCUCUUAAGAAUUGGAUGAUUAAUACUUGAAUAACUUAAAGAAAUCUCCUUCAGCAACUACUUUAGCAACGAGAAGAACUGUGUCUCCUUCUCCAAUUAGGAGAUCGAUGAAAUAAAAAAAAAUAAAUGAAAAAUUCUAACCUUUAAUUGUGAAGUUAAAGGGAGACAAUUUAGAUCAGUGUGAUUUUAGUCAAGCGGAAUUAGGUGAUGAAGGAUUGCUAUCUUUAAUAACAAUUAUUAAAAAGACUAAAAACCUCAGGGUGUUAAAAUUGGCGAAGAAUAAGAUACAAGACGCAGCAGCAUAACAAUUACUGACUGAGUUGAUAGAGAAACAAAAUGAGAAUGAUCAGGAAAACAACUAAAUAUAAACUAUAAAUUUAUCGAGUAACAUGCUAACUGAUAAACUUAUAGAUACUAUUCUUGAUUUAUGUAAAAAAUACUCUAAAACUAUGCAGCAUUAAUCUUUGAAUCAGAUAUAUUUAAAUUAAAACAUCAUAAACUUAUCAAGAGUAAAGAGAAAAGUAGAUGAGAUAAAGAAAUAUGGAUUGAUAAUUGCCAUUUGA